This is a messenger RNA of Paramecium tetraurelia, 1073 nucleotides long. RefSeq lists its product as uncharacterized. The record is from RefSeq and is a predicted model, not a curated record. NCBI's taxonomy places the organism in Eukaryota, Ciliophora, Oligohymenophorea, Peniculida, Parameciidae. The transcript has 4 exons.
AUGAAAUCAUUUAUCAUCUUGAUUUGCGCUUAUUUAGUGUUUUCUAAUACAUAAAUUGCAAAUACACAUCAAUAAGAAGCAUAUUUAAUCACCAAGGGAAUCUUUGAUGCAUUUGGAGUUUAGAAUGAAUUAGAUAUUAAUCAAGUAUUUUCAAAGAUUGAAAGUAAUUAAUACUAUGAAAUUCUUUAAAAUGCAGUCAAUCUUCAAGACGAACUUACAGAAGAAUCAAUAUUGGAGGGUGUAAGAUAGAUUGGAGUUGCCUUACAAUAGAUUCCAGAUUCUAUUGACAGCUUGGAAGAAUAAACAUAAGAAACAAUUAUAAUAUCAAAAAUCUUCAAUAAUUUGUUGGAGUAACUCAGAAAUCCAUUAAGAUUCCACUUCCAAGACAACGUUGAAGUCGUUAUCAACGGUGUUAACAUCUCAUAAGACUUAGGGAAUUCAUUACUAGAAUGGGAAAGUGAGAACUAUGAACAAUAUGGUAGAGACCUUGGUACUGUAAUGAUCAGAUUAAUGCUGGAAUUAGAAAAUUUAGAGGCUGUGAUUCAUGAUUAAAGUGUUAUCUUGCUCAUUUUUGAUGGAGUUUUGGAUGGAAUCUUGGAUGCAAGUGGAAUUAAAGGAUAAGACAUUAGACAAUGCAUAGAUGGAGUCAAUCUUAUGGUCAUUGAUUUUGAAGAAUCCAUAAGACUUCUUGAGACAGGAUUACCACAUAACGUUGUUUAAUCACUUUAAAUCUUUGGAGAUGGUCUACAACAUUUCCCUCAAGCACUAGACUAAUGCAAGGCCUCCAUCAAAGAAGCAGCUAAACUAGCUAAACAACUUAGGGAAUUAAUAAAGGCUUUACAAAAUCCAGCAUCAUUUGCUUUCCACAUUGGAAUAGAUCUUAUCGUAAAUGGUAGAGAUAUCUACAGAGAAAUUUUCACUGCAGUUGAUGACUGGAAGUAAGGAAACUGGAAUGAUUUUGGAUACUAAUUAGGAAAAGCCAUGUAUUAAAUCUUUGUUGGCUUACAUGGUUAGUAGUCUUGAACAUGAAUUAUUAUUCGUCACAAAGCAAAAUAUUAUCAUAAUUUUUUAAA